AUUUGUUCGUUUUGCAGUUGUUGUUCUAUGUAAAUUGUGUGGAAUUAAUUUGUAAAAUAACAAUAAAAGUCACCGGCGAAAUAAUUUGCAUUUAAACUGGCAGAGUCAGAUAGGGAUAAGUUUCAGAAGAUGGAAGUGGAUCAAAUUGUCAGCGAAUGGAGUUACCCAGCCGAAGGGUCCAGACUGCCUCUUAUCGAUGAGUCGUCGGCGCUGGGGACUCAGCCGCCGAAAGAUAGACUGAUAGCUGUGUUGGACCAGGUAGAGAUGCGCGUGGAGCGCCUGCGCCGUGACACUGUGCGCAUCGAGGAGGAGCGGGACUCCCUUCUGUCCACCCUUGACAGCAUCAAGCAAUCUGAGCUGCUUGGUGAUGUCUCUGAAUGUGACAAGGAUGACAUCCUGAGGUAUGCAGAACGUAUUCUGGCGCGCGCUAUGACGGUGGAGGUGGCCGUGCGCACCGACCGCGACCCACAGCAAGAGGAAGCUUUGCAUCAGGUGAACAUGUACAUAGACCAGCUGGUGGUGUCCGUGCAAGCGGACGCCGUGGUGGCGCACACGCGCUGCCAGACCUACAUGAACGCCUGCACGUCGCAGCCCGACCCCGCCUCGGGUACGGACAAGAACUUCGAGAGCGCCAUCCUGGGCUGCACCCUCGACGACCAGAAGCGCGUCAAGAAACGCCUCCAAGGGCUCCUCGAUUACUUCGCCAAACUGAACGUGACGACCUACUCGUGAGUGCCGGAGAUGCUCCAGGACAAACUGAUAAUAGAGUAGCAGUGGAGUGAACUGUGCCUUCACGCGUUUCUCGGUUAUGCGUGCUUCGGUUGCAAUUUACGGAAUUCCAGUGGUGUUUUGUGAGUUAUUUUUUAAUUGUUUAACUUAUAAUUUCUAUGAUUUCUUGUACUGAUUGAUAUAAUAGCAGGCGGUCAACGUUAUUUACGGUCUCUUGUCCUACCUACGUACAUUGAUUCCGUUGACACUUCAACCUCUGUCAGCUGAGCGUUUUCAAUAUUCUCUCCUCAACCAUAGAGUCAAGUCCAGGAUCCGCCACAAUUUGCACGUUAAUCUUAAAAAAAUAUAGUUAAAGUUAAACAAAUAUUACAAUUCAAUUAUAGUAAAUUUAUUAUAUUAGUACAUUCGCUAUAUUUUGUCACUUUCUUUAUUUGGUGUACCAAGUAAAAUUUUAGUUAUCCAAACAUUCAAAAAAUGUUUGGAUUGUUGCAUUUUAUUACAUCGCGGUUCCGCUCGUGGUAGUCUGUGUUUGACCUUGGGUCAUUAGCUAAACUUCCAAAUUUCAUCAAAAUAUGGCUUAGCCGUGAAAGUGUGACAGACAGACUUUAGCAUUUAAAAUAUUAGUAUGGAUUUUAGUUGCAUUAUAUGAUUGUACUUGUAUGGUCCACAACAGUUGUUUAUAGCUUUGGCAAAUGUGAUAUGUGUAAUAUGGUGUAUACCAAAUUUACUAGUAAUUUUUACCUUACUACCAUACAUACCACCCCUGGAGUCAGUAUGCUGCUAACUGUACAUAAUCGUACAUAAGACAUAUUUUUUAUUGAAAUCUUCGACAAUCAAUAUUCUUCACGUUAAUUAUAUUAUAAUACACAAAUGUCUUUUAACGUACAAUAAUAUUGAUUUAAAAGAGUAUAUUUCAUUAAAAAUAUAUAAAGAUUGUUUACAAUUACUUAAAUGUGGUAUAGUAGAGAAAAUUAUAGUAAUAUGUAUAGAGUAAUGUAAUUACAUAUAUUAUUGUAAUGUAGUUAACUUGUUUAUCCUCACUCUCAUAUUGCGCAAUUUGUCAAAGUUGUCUAAACAUUUUAUGAUUAGUAUAAUUGUAAUUUAAUUACUAUUCCCAUUAUUAAUACAAAUGUUUUCACUGGUUAGGCGUGGAAUAAAUAUUCUGUACUUUGUCUCAUUCUUUCAAUGUCAAAGAAAAGAAAGGGACAAAACAAAGAAUAACUAUUUCACGCCUAAUUAUAGAAUAACAUUUUUAAUAAUAUGACGAUAUAUGUUUUACUUACGAAAUCAACUGAUAGUUACAGUUUGUCAAGAAAGGGUGCUAAGAAAUUAAAUGUGGGCGCUGUCUCCUAUUGGCUAGCAACACUGGGCGUUUAUCAACCAAUGUUGUCCAUUUUAUGUGGUAUUGCAAAUGGCAAAAAUAAUGUACUUCGUCGAAAUUGCGUUUUCUUAACUUUCUUGACAGACCGUAAAACAGAUUUUUAAGCAUCACGAUAUACUGUAUUCUAAGUCGAUUUUCUAUAACACGUAAAGUAAUUUCAUGUUGAAGCUAGUCUUCAGUUUGAUCUGUAAAAGUGAUUUUUGUACCUCUUAUUUAUUAUGCUGCAGUUUAAAGACUUAUUUAUGCUUUUAAUACAUAAAUUAUUGUGAGUUUAUCGUUUUAUAACUGUACUUACGAAACUUUAUCAACAAAUACAGUCAAUUAAGCAGAGAAACUCGCUCUUAAUCAUAAAAAAGUUAACAAGCUAAAAGUAUGUUUGUCUCGUUCUGUCAAUGUCAAAUAUUGUAAAGUGUGAUAGUGACAAAACAUCUUUAGCUUAAAGUAUGCUUUAACUUUUUUAUGACUGUUAGUAUUUUAUUGCUCAAUCACUGUUGUUAAUAAUUCUGGCAUUUGAUGCUUAGAAUCUUUACUUCUUUACUUAGAAAACUUAUAAUAAAUAAUUAUUAUUAAUUCCACAAAAUAUAUACUUACAGGUUUUCAAUCAGAGCGUUGGCUGACGCACUACUAAGAAAGUUCUUUGUAUAAAAUUUGGAGUCAAAAAUAAUUCCUAAUAUAUUUUGUUAUUAUUAGGUGUUUUGACUCCAAAAUCGUCACUGUCAUACAAUGGGACUUGUAUUAGACCUAUAAUUAUUUGUUUUUCACAAAAGUGUCUCAGAAAAUAUCCAAUUAUUUCACGUUCAAGUUUUUUCCUAAUUGGAUUUUUUUUAUUACAGUCAGGAGUUGCUAUGUAGUACAGUCAAAAGCAAGUCAAGCUGCCCAAAUUCAUUGCAAAUUCAUUGUUAUUACCUACGCGAGUCCACGCAGGGUAACUUGUAAGUUUGAUUGUACAAAACGUUGUAAUAAAUUUUAAUAUUUACUAAUAUCGCUUGUAAAUUGUAAAAAUACCUGACUUUGAAUUACUAUCUGUAUACAUGUAGAUAGAUAAAUUAUUCCAAUGUUGUGUGUUCGGUGUUGAAAGGAUUGCUAACAUUGAAAUAGAGGUUAUUUCAAUUAAUUGUAAACGAAUAGAUUUCUCAUCAAUAAAUUUGGUUAUUUUGCA
This is a messenger RNA of Plodia interpunctella (Indianmeal moth), 3269 nucleotides long. RefSeq lists its product as uncharacterized. Lineage: Eukaryota; Metazoa; Arthropoda; Insecta; Lepidoptera; Pyralidae. The record is from RefSeq and is a predicted model, not a curated record. Gene Ontology annotation, biological process: protein stabilization. The transcript is spliced from 4 exons. Gene Ontology annotation, molecular function: protein-folding chaperone binding; adenyl-nucleotide exchange factor activity. Bases 130 to 732 code for a protein of 200 amino acids.